Molecule: messenger RNA, 910 nt
Organism: Mercenaria mercenaria
Lineage: Eukaryota; Metazoa; Mollusca; Bivalvia; Venerida; Veneridae
Product: snake venom metalloproteinase fibrolase-like
Exons: 8
Coding region: 115-891 (258 amino acids)
Biological process (GO): proteolysis
Molecular function (GO): metalloendopeptidase activity
Source: RefSeq, a predicted model, not a curated record
UAUACUGUUGGCAAAGACAAUUAUAGUAUCUCAUUAUCAGCUACAAACCUGAGACCAGUGAUAUGUUGUUCUAGUUUACAAUAGUUUGUACUCAGUAGAAGUAGAAAAAUAAGCAUGAAAUUCCUGUUGGAUUUUAUUUUAAUUCUUGUGGCUGGUCAUCUUACAGGUAAUACGCAUGCGUUAAAGGUUUCACGAGCUUCCCAGAGAUUAACCAUCGAACUGAUGAUAGUUGCAGACUACAGUGCAUUUAAUAAAUGGUACCAGCUUACCUCAUCCUCUGACUCGCACUCACACCGUGUGAACGAGGCAAAGCAGAACCUGACAGAAUAUAUUGGAACACUUAUACACUCAAGCAACAAUGUUUAUAGAAGCCUUGAAUCCCACAACAUUUACAUCAAUAUCAAACUGGUUGACGUCCUCGUUAUGACGUCAGCUUCCGAUUCACCCUGGACCGAGACAGUAAAAGUAAAUGCAGGAUCAGAAUAUACAGUAGAUCCCAGGAAAGCGCUGCCCAUCUUUCAACCUAAAUCAGUGGACCUUCAGCGGACGAUUCCUCACGACCAUGCAAUGAUUUUUACAAAGUAUUCAUUGGCUCACGGAGGAGGGUCAACAUUUUCCGGAUAUGCUUACACGGAAGCAGAAUGUAAGCAGAAAAGUGUCUCAAUAGUGGAAGACAAUGAGGACUUUUACACGGCCCAACUUAUGGCACAUGAAAUCGGUCACAGUCUUGGGUGCGAUCAUGAUGGUGAUGGCAAUUCGUGCCCCGUAGGUGCUGGCUAUGCAAUGGAAGCAAAUUUUAUACUGGCCAACAAAAAUAAAUGGAACUUCUCCUCUUGUUCAGUAACGGCGAUCAGGAACUACCUACAAGAUCUGGACUCGUAUGUACUAUAGAAUUAUCGACUCGUAUGUA